AUGAGCUCUCCAAAAAUACCACCUAUUUCCGCACUGACUGCGUUGGAGCCACGACCCGGUGGCCAGUGGACAAUUAAUCGACAAGAAGGUGAUGCCACCUCUCUCUCAUAUGUGAUGGAUAACGGCUCUGAGGCCAUCACAUACACUCUACACCAGUGUCAGACCGAGGAGGAUAUUCGUAAACAUUGUGCCUCUUUUGUCUACGAGUAUACUGAUGACGUCUCUGAGAGCGAAUAUUACCACCAAAGCGUUCCCGAAGUUCCUACAGAGUUCGGAGAUUCUCAGGAAGCCGCAUCACUACUCUAUCAUUCGCAAGAAGAGGGCGUAAUGCGACAAUUCCCAACGGGCAUCCAGCAACCACUCCAAGAACAUCUUCUUUUUAGCACCGAAGCUGCCAUUAUUUCGCCGCCUGAAUCACAAGCUCAAGCCAGCAUUCGAUUUGGAGAAGCGACACUAGCUCCUCAAUCGAACUUCUACCAACAUGGCCAAACAUAUCCUAUGUCCACCAGCCAACAUCUUUCACAAGAAAGUUUCGCUCCCGGAACUUCUGAGUGGCCGCUGAACAAUGAAAUGUUCCCCUCUGCUGUCGACAAUACUCCCAUUUCCAUACCGAACACUGAACUCGGAUUAACACAAGACACUACUUUGUUUUUAGGUGGAUGGCAGCAGAACUGGGCCCAUGUGAACCCCAACCCUACUCAAAACUCUGACGGAGAGUGGGAUGCCUUUUUCUCGUAG
Molecule: messenger RNA, 738 nt
Organism: Trichoderma virens Gv29-8
Lineage: Eukaryota; Fungi; Ascomycota; Sordariomycetes; Hypocreales; Hypocreaceae
Exons: 2
Coding region: 1-738 (245 amino acids)
Source: RefSeq, a predicted model, not a curated record